Molecule: messenger RNA, 2946 nt
Organism: Anopheles funestus (African malaria mosquito)
Lineage: Eukaryota; Metazoa; Arthropoda; Insecta; Diptera; Culicidae
Gene: DCP2
Exons: 4
Coding region: 399-2813 (804 amino acids)
Biological process (GO): deadenylation-dependent decapping of nuclear-transcribed mRNA; nuclear-transcribed mRNA catabolic process, nonsense-mediated decay
Cellular component (GO): P-body; cytoplasm
Molecular function (GO): manganese ion binding; 5'-(N(7)-methylguanosine 5'-triphospho)-[mRNA] hydrolase activity; RNA binding
Source: RefSeq, a predicted model, not a curated record
AUUUUAAAUAUUCCCCAGCUUGUGAGCUUCGUUUGUAGUGAACGAGAUUGUUUGUUUCACCGGAAGAUUUAACAAAAAAAUAAUUCAUAUCUCAAUAAAAUAUGCUACGAGGUUGUCUCAGCCUCACCAAGGUUAUAUUGUGGUAGCAUAUGGAUGAGUUGGGAAUUUCGAAAAAAAAUACAAGCUUCCACGAAUUGUACGUCCAACGCAACCGGUUUGACCGGUCACUGUUUAUUUGAAGUUCUUUUGAAAUAUGAAGAGUUCAACGAGACACUCUAAUUAGCAAACAAAACGCUCGUCUCUUUGUACAUAUAUAAGCCCUGGUCGUUCGUCGACUGAUCAGAUGAUCAGUGCCUUUGCUAGUUACAUCUCGUGUCUCAAUAUAAGCUGGCAGCAAAAUGAAUCGUGCAAUACUGGUGACAUUUUUUAUCGUGUGCGUGUGUGGUUACAUGGCCUCCGUCGAUGGAAUGCCGGCACGUCGCAAACAGCAGUCCUCGGAAGAGUCUAGCGAAAUGAAGCCGAUGAGCAGAGAUCGGGAAAUGGGAAAGAAAGGUCCUGGUAAACGCCGCAAGGACCAAUCAUCGGCCGAAAGUGGAGAGAUGAAAAUGAGACGACCUCGCCCGCCUCCAAGGCGAAGAAAGAAUAAGAACAAGAACAGGAACCAAAUGUCCUCGACGUCCAGUACAACGGCUUUAUCAACUAGCAGUUCUUCUACCACGGCAUCACCACGAUCCGGAUCGACUACAACUACCUCAACUACAACGGCUUUACCAACUAGCAGUUCUUCUACCACGGCAUCACCACGAUCGGUGUCGACUACAACUGCAUCUACUACAACGACUUUACCAACUACCAGCUCUUCUACCACGUCAUCAUCAUCAUCCACUACAACUCCGUUAACUUCGACCAAUCCUACUACAACAACCGGAUCUUCUACUACACUGGGCUCAUCUACUACUUCUACGACAGUUUCCAGUACAACGACGAGUUCUUCCACUACACCAGCCACCAGUUCUACGACAAGUUCUUCAUCUACCACACGACGUCCAUCAUCUCCAACAAAUGAGCGGCGUGAUCAAUACAAUCGGGCCUGCUCUUCCUCCGAUAGCUCAAUGUUCGUUGCGUCGAAUUCAGGCACUUCCGCCCAAGCAAGAUCGUCACCAAUUGGGUAUGAAGAUGUUUCUUCCGGUUCAGUUGCUAGCGGGCAGAAGAUAAAGGCAGCGUAUGACGCAUGUAAAAUAGAAGUAUUAGACGAGUUCUGGGCGCGAUUUCGGUAUUUAAUGGCAACAAAUAGUCCGGUAAGUGGGAUACCGUCCGCAACAGCAUCGGGCCAGAAGAGUAAAAAGAAUGGAUCGCUCGCAAUAUCGAGCGACAUUAUGGACGAUCUGGCCAGCCGGUUCAUUAUCAAUGUGCCGGAGGAUGAGCGUAAAAAUUUGAUACGCAUCUGCUUCCAAAUGGAGUUGGCACACUGGUUUUAUUUGGAUUUUUACUGUGGCGAAAGUAAGCACAAGUGUGGUAUCAAGCAGUUUGCGCAGCAAAUGUUUAAGCACGUACCGUUUCUGCAACCGCACUGGCCUAAUGUCGACGGUGUGCUGGAGGACUGGAAACAGUACAAGUUAACUGUACCGACGUACGGUGCGAUACUCCUAUCGGAGGAUAUGAAGCAUGUGCUGCUGGUGCAGUCGUUCUGGGCAAAAUCAUCCUGGGGCUUUCCGAAGGGAAAGAUCAACGAAAACGAAGAACCGGUCAACUGUGCGAUCCGCGAGGUGUACGAAGAGACGGGUUACGACAUUCGCAAGCUUAUCGUACCGACCGAGUACAUUGAUGUGAUCAUCAACUAUCAGUUUACCCGCCUGUACCUGGUGCCGGGUGUACCGCUAACAACCGUGUUUAUGCCGAAAACGCGCAACGAAAUUAAAUGUUGCGAAUGGUUUCCGGUUGAUGUGCUGCCCGUGACGAAGCACGACAAUAUCGUCAAGGACAACCACAACCUGUCUGGCAAUUCAUUUUUUAUGAUUUUACCAUUUGUGAAGCGGCUGAAAAAGUGGCUUGAAUCGCACCACACGGGAAAGGGUACCACCGGUGGAAAAGGGACAGUUGGCAAAGGUUCGACCAAUGUGCAGGCGAGCAAUUCUUCCGUGUUUGGACGUGAGUCAGCUGGCAAACAGAAAAUGGCCAAUCAUCAACAAACGCAACAGCAACAGGCACAGAAACAGCGACAAAGGCACAAAUCGAUGGGAGAGUUAGAGCAACGGCCACAGCUGCAAAUACUGCAGUCCGGUGGUUCGCGAGGAAAAGGUAACGUUGGUACACCGAACCUUCACCAGCAGUUCGGCAACAGCAGUGCAAAUCGUUCCCAGCAGCAGCAGCAGCAAAAACAAACGAUCCGCGACGAUCCUAAUCGAUCGCAGCGAGCGACCAGUGUGGUGAACGACACGUACAAAGACUUUAUGUUCGGAGUAGCAGAUGAGUCGUCCGCGGUGAAGACUGGACAGGCGUCUGGUAGCUACAAGAAUGAACCGAAGAGCGGGCCCAUGGAGCAACACUCGGCGAAUGCGAACGGUGGUGGCCGGUCUGAACGUACGGUGAAGAGUCAGACAAAGAGGAAACUGUUUGCCAACGAGUCUAGCCCAGAAAAGCCGGUGGAAGUGGAGAACAGCGUAAGCGAAGAAGAAGAUAUCGCUGAAUGUUUGGAAAGACUUAGGCGGGAAGGACUUUAUGAUCGUUUCCACUGUGGUAUAGACGCGUGGAACCACUUUCAAUUACAGUUUAGCACAUUUAUGUACCCCGCAAUACCAUUCGUAAAACAUUAGUUCCAUUAAUGUACGUUGGAUGGGUACGGGCGCAAUAUAAAAAUCGUUAUUGGUACGAUUACUAUUCCUAACAGAGCAGAAAAAGGACUUCAAAUAAAUAUGGCACAAUCGGUGCAAAUACCUGCACACGAAA